This is a messenger RNA of Blumeria graminis f. sp. triticale, 3177 nucleotides long. The record is from the annotation of a GenBank genome assembly. NCBI's taxonomy places the organism in Eukaryota, Fungi, Ascomycota, Leotiomycetes, Helotiales, Erysiphaceae.
AUGGGCCCGGGUCAGCUUAAGACUUUGAUCGGUACGAUCAGGCGAAAGCCGAAUCGUGCUCCAAACACCAAUGAAGCUGCUCCACCACCCGAAAAGACCAACCUUCUCCACGAUCUAACACACUUAGGAAUAAAGAAUACAAAAACUGUAGCUCAGGCAAUAUCUACCCUCGCGUCUGGACAACCGAUGAACGACAAGGAAGAGUUGCUUGAAAACGGCGUCGAAAUGUUACAAUCUUUACCAGCAAACAGUGGUCUAAGUGAAAUUGUCUCCAACGAUUUCAUCAGUAUGCUCUGGAACGACCUUCCCCACCCUCCCCCAACACAAUCUGGACCAUCUGCACGGUUUAGAAAGCACGAUGGGAGCGGAAAUAAUCCAUGGAUACCUGAGAUGGGGAAAGCUGGGACACCAUAUUCAAGAAGCGUCCCUCCUAUGAAGCCAAAAGGACCAAAUCUGCCAGACCCAGAGCUCGUUUUCGAACAAUUACUAAAACGAAACGGGCCUUUCCGCGAGCAUCCCUCUGGAUUGAAUCGGUUAUUCUUUUCAUUUGCAACUAUAGUAAUACAUGAGUGCUUUCAAAGCUCUCGGACCAAUCCAUGGCUCAACGAAACUUCAAGUUAUGUUGACUUGAGCACAUUAUAUGGCAAUACCGAGAAUGAGCAACCACGAGUCCGGACUUACGUUAAUGGAUUGAUAUAUCCUGAUUCAAUUGCAUCUGAAAGAAUAAUGAUGAUGCCGCCCGGUGUCGUGGCGGUUCUCCUUUUGUUUUCGAGGAACCAUAAUCACAUCGCCGAAAAUCUUUUAACCAUCAACGAAGAUGGUCACUACAAAGAAUGGGAAAUGCUAACCGAGCAAGAAAAAAAAAGUCAAGAUGAAGAAAUAUUCCAAAUAGCAAGAAACAUUAAUGUUGGUUUCUUCGCGUCUAUAGUGCUCAAAGAUUACGUUGCUGCAAUCUUGAAUACUCCACGAGCCAAUUCAACUUGGUCACUUGACCUCGGAGCUGAAAUAAAAAAAGGCGCGACUCGGAUUGAAAGAGGAACAGGAAAUGUGGUCUCGAUUGAAUUCGUUGUUCUUUACCAUUGGCAUGCUGCUCUUAGUGCUGCUGACGACAAAUGGAUGGAAGAUAUAAUUAGAUCUGUAUACCCUGAUCUCAAGUCUAUUGAUGACGUUACCCUUGAUAUGUAUAAAGAAGUUAUGAAGUGUCACGGACAUAAGUUAAUGUCCACUCAACCUAAAGACUGGACAUUCGGUGGUCUCGAAAGGAAUGCUGAUGGACAUUUUGACGACUACGAACUUGGAGAACUUAUCAAGAACUGCAUCGAAGAGCCAGCUCACGCAUUUGGAGCCCAUGGUACACCUGCAAGCUUAAAGGUGGUUGAUAUCAUGGGUCAAUUACAGGCUAGGGAUGUCUUUAACGUCUGCACCAUGAAUGAGUUCCGGCGUUAUCUUAACUUAACACCCUACAAAAGCUUUGAGGACUGGAACGAAGAUAAAGAAACAGCUCGUGCCGCAGAGCUGCUCUACGGAAAUAUCGAAAACCUUGAGCUUUAUCCCGGGCUGAUGGCUGAAGUGACUAAGCACCCACGUGCCGGAAGUGGUGUAUGUCCAGGUCAAACAACUGGACGUGGAAUACUGGACGACGCAGUUGCACUCGUUAGGGGUGAUCGUUUCUUAAGUUAUGACUUUAAUAGUACCACCUUGACAAAUUGGGGCGUCUCAAAGCUUGGAUCACCCAGCGGUGGAUCCUACGGUGGCGUGCUCCCUGAACUUCUAAUGAAGGGGAUUCCGGGUGCCUGGACAGGUACUUCAAUUUAUGCACUCUUGCCUUUCUACACUCCUACAGCUGCCAAAGGAAUAGUAAAAGGGAACAAAACCAUCGCUCAGUAUGAUCUAGAGCGUCCUCCGAGUGGUAUGGCGGUUGUCGGUAUUCACACUCAUGAGGGUUGCAAGAAAGCUUUCGAGGAUCGGGAGAACUUCCGUGUCAUGUAUAUGAAAGCCAUUAAAGAAUGCACCGGUGGAUUUGAAUUUAUGUUAGGCUGGGAUGAUGCAGCUCGACAUGACCCUCGAUCUACCAUAUUAUACAAAGCCUUCUUCGAAGAUGGAUUCGAGGCCAACAUCUCCAAAUUUUUUGCCGAGACAACACCAAGAUUGAUCAAAGAGAACAGUCUUAAGUACAAUGGGAGCAAGAGAUCUAUUGAUAUUGUUAGAGAUGUGACUAAUGUGGCUCCAAUCCUCUGGCUCGCUCAACGCUUCGCCAUACCUCUAAAGACGAUGCAAAAGCCAAGAGGUAUCCUAUCCGUUCAAGAACUCUUCAACGUGUACCUUGUGCUGUUCAUUUACCAAUCAUUCAAUAUCAUACCCGCAAACGAAUGGAAACUUCGAGAGGGAGCUCACAAGGCCGGCGCUGUGCUUCGGUCUAUCCACGACGCUCAUCUUAAGACCCAACAGGGUAUAACCGAAGGAAUUGUCGACUGGUUAGCCAAAGAUAGCGCAUUUGAAGUCGGACCUGAAGCAGAUCGUUUGUACCACGCCCUCAACGAUACAAAACUACCUGUUGGUGAUCUAUCCGCUAGCUGCAUUCUUCUUGCUGCACCAGUAGCCGGCAACAUCACACAACAAACUUCGCUUCUUGUUGACCUGUAUCUAAGCCCAGGCUAUGAAGAAUACAAGGCACGAAUCAUCGAACUAUCUCACAUGGAUACUCCAGAAGCAGAACGUGAAUUACAGGGAUUCGUCUACGAAGGCAUGCGACACGCUGGAGUAGUACCUGGAGUACCACGGGUGGUAUCGAAGGAUAUAACAUUUAUUGAUGGAGCGCGUGGACCAAUUAAUCUCAAGGCCGGCCAUACAGUACUAAUUGCAACUGGAAAAGCUGCCAUGGACCCAGUCGCAUUCCCUAACCCCGAGAAGCUUGACCCUCAUCGGGACUUUAAAUCAUAUUCUUUACUCGGCCAUGGUAUGCACUUUUGCUUCGGCGCUAGGAUUGUGGGAUCUGCUAUGGCGUCCAUGCUUCGGGAAAUAUUUAAGUUGAAAAACAUUAGACGCGCUCCCGGAAAACGUGGCCAGUUUUCGGUUGUUGAGCACGCGCUUGGCGGGACGCAGAUGCGAAUGUACUUGAACGGAAGCGCCAAUGAAUCUCCAAUACCUACCACACUAACUCUUGAGUACGAUGAAUAA